AUGGCGCACAGCUGUCGGUGGCGCUUCCCCGCCCGGCCGGGCACCACCGGGGGCGGCCUCGGCGGGGGGCGGCGGGGCCUGGGGGGCGCCCCCCGCCAGCGCGUGCCGGCCCUGCUGCUGCCCCCCGCGGGACCCCCGGGCGGCGGCGGCGGCGGCGGCGAUCUCGGGGCGCCCCCAUCCCCCCAGGCGGCGGCGGGAAGCGGCGGCGGCGGCUGCAGCGCUAGCGGCGGCAGCAACGGGCCCGGCGCGCCGGGCGCAGCGGCUGCCUCCGUUUCCUCCGCGUCCUCAGCCUCCUCGGCGGCCUCGGCAGCGGCGGCGGCGGCGGCGUCUUCGGCCUCUGCAUCCUCCUCCUCCUCCUCUUCCACCGCCUCCUCCUCCUCCUCCUCCUCCUCCUCAGGGCCGGCGCUGCUCCGGGUGGGCCCCGGUUUCGACGCCGCGUUGCAGGUCUCGGCCGCCAUCGGCACCAACCUGCGUCGCUUCCGAGCCGUGUUCGGGGACAGCGGCGGGGGAGAGGAUGAGCAGUUCUUAGGUUUUGGCUCAGAUGAAGAAGUCAGAGUACGAAGCCCCACGAGGUCUCCUUCAGUUAAAAGUAGUCCUCGGAAACCUCGCGGGAGACCUAGAAGUGGCCCUGACCGAAGUCCAGCCCUCCUCUCAGAUCCACCCGUGUUUCCCCCUCUAAGUAAAACAGAGACCAAAUCUGGAGAUAAAAUUAAGAAGAAAGAUUCCAAAAAUUUAGAAAAGAAGCGAGGAAGACCACCCACCUUCCCUGGAGUCAAAAUCAAAAUCACACACGGCAAGGACAUUUCAGAGUUACCCAAGGGGAGCAAAGAAGAUAGCCUGAAAAAAAUUAAACGGACCCCUUCUGCGACUUUCCAGCAAGCCACAAAGAUUAAAAAAUUAAGAGCAGGUAAACUGUCUCCUCUCAAGUCUAAGUUUAAGACAGGGAAACUUCAACUGGGAAGGAAGGGGGUGCAGAUUGUCCGCAGGCGAGGAAGGCCGCCGUCCAACGAGAGGGCCAAGACGCCCCCAGAUUUGCUCCUCAGCUCGGAGCUGGAGAAGGCCCAACGGGUCCGCAAGGACAAGGAGGGAAGCCCCCCACUCUCGAAGGAGGACAAGUCGGUGGUGAGACAGAGCCCGCGCCGUAUCAAGCCGGUCAGGAUCAUUCCUUCCUCCAAACGGACAGAUGCCACCAUUGCCAAACAGCUCUUGCAGCGGGCCAAAAAGGGGGCCCAGAAGAAGAUCGAGAAGGAAGCGGCCCAGUUGCAAGGGAGGAAGGUGAAGACGCAGGUGAAGAAUAUCAGGCAGUUCAUCAUGCCCGUGGUCAGCGCCAUCUCCUCGCGCAUCAUCAAGACCCCCCGGCGCUUCAUUGAGGAUGAGGACUACGACCCACCCAUCAAAAUCGCCCGACUGGAGGCCACCCCCAACAGCAGGUUCAGCGCCACCUCCUGUGGCUCGUCUGAGAAGUCCAGCGCCACAUCCCAGCACUCCUCCCAGAUGUCCUCCGACUCGUCGCGCUCCAGCAGCCCCAGCGUCGAUACCUCCAUAGACUCCCAGGUCUCCGAGGAGAUCCAGGGCCUGCCCGAGGAGCGCAGCGAGACCCCCGAAGUCCAUCCUCCACUGCCCCUGCCCCUGCCCCAGUCCCCCGAGAACGAGAGCAGUGAUCGCCGGAGCCGCAGGUAUUCGGUGUCGGAGAGGAGUUUCGGGUCCAGAGCGGCCAAGAAGUUGCCCACGCUGCCCACUGUGCCCCCGCAGCCCAGCUCCUCCUCACCACCGCCACCCCUGCUCAGCCCCCCGCCGCCACCGCUGCAGCCAGCCUCCAGCCUCGCUGACCACACGCCCUGGCUCAUGCCACCCACCAUCCCGCUCGCUUCACCCUUCCUGCCCGCCUCGGCCGCACCCCUGCCAGGGAAGCGAAAAUCGAUCCUGCGAGAACCGACGUUCAAGUGGACUUCCUUAAAGCAUUCGAGGUCGGAGCCACAGUACUUUUCCUCAGCCAAGUAUGCCAAAGAAGGUCUGAUUCGCAAACCAAUAUUCGAUAACUUCCGACCCCCGCCGCUCACCCCCGAGGACGUGGGGUUCGCCCCUGGCUUCUCCCCAGCCGGGUCGGCCGCUUCGGCCCGGCUGUUCUCACCACUCCACUCGGGAACGCGCUUCGACCUGCACAAGCGGAGCCCUCUUCUGAGAGCCCCGAGGUUUACUCCAAGUGAGGCGCACUCCAGAAUAUUUGAAUCUGUCACCUUGCCCAGUAAUCGGGCUUCUGCCGGGACAACCUCCUCUGGGGUGUCCAGCAGGAAAAGGAAGCGGAAAGUGUUCAGUCCCAUUCGAUCUGAGCCCAGGUCUCCGUCUCACUCCAUGAGGACAAGAAGUGGAAGGCUUAGCACUUCGGAGCUCUCGCCUCUCACCCCGCCAUCGUCUGUCUCUUCCUCCUUAAGCAUUUCUGUUAGUCCUCUUGCCACUAGUGCCUUAAACCCAACUUUUACUUUUCCUUCUCAUUCCCUGACUCAGUCUGGGGAAACAACCGAGAAAAGCCAGAGAGCAAGGAAGCAGCCCGGCGCUCCGGCCGAGCCGUUUUCGUCCAGCAGCCCUUCGCCUCUUUUCCCUUGGUUUACUCCAGGCUCUCAGAGCGACCGAGGGAGAAAUAAGGACAAGGCCCCCGAGGAGCUGUCCAAAGAUCGAGACGCGGACAAGAGCGUGGAGAAGGACAAGAGUAGAGAGAGAGACCGGGAGAGAGAAAAAGAGAAUAAACGCGAGUCCAGGAAAGAGAAAAGGAGGAAGGGAGCAGAGAUUCAGAGUAGCACGGCUUUGUAUUCCGUGGGUAGGGUUUCCAAAGAGAAGGUUGUGGGUGAAGAUGUGGUCGCUUCGUCUUCUGCCCAAAAGGCAAGUGGGCGGAAGAAGUCUUCAUCACUCGAUUCUGGGACUGAAAUUGCUUCUGUGACUCUUGGGGAUUCGACAGCUGUCAAAACCAAAAUCCUUAUCAAAAAAGGGAGAGGAAAUCUGGAAAAAACCAACCUGGACCUCGGCCCAACUGCCCCAUCCCUGGAGAAGGAGAAAGCCCUCAGCCUUUCUGCUCCUUCAUCUAGCACUGUUAAACAUUCCACUUCCUCCAUAGGCUCCAUGUUGGCUCAGGCAGACAAGCUUCCAAUGACUGACAAGAGGGUUGCCAGCCUCCUAAAAAAGGCCAAAGCCCAGCUGUGCAAAAUUGAGAAGAGCAAGAGUCUUAAACAGACGGACCAGCCCAAAGCACAGGGUCAAGAGAGCGAUUCCUCGGAGACCUCUGUGCGAGGACCCCGGAUUAAACAUGUCUGCAGAAGAGCUGCCGUAGCCCUUGGCCGGAAACGCGCCGUGUUUCCUGACGACAUGCCCACCCUGAGUGCCUUACCCUGGGAAGAGCGAGAGAAGAUUCUGUCUUCCAUGGGGAAUGACGACAAGUCAUCCAUUGCUGGCUCAGAAGAAGCUGAACCUCUUGCUCCCCCAAUCAAACCAAUUAAACCCGUCACCAGAAACAAGGCACCACAGGAACCUCCCGUGAAGAAGGGGCGGCGCUCCCGGCGGUGUGGGCAGUGUCCGGGCUGCCAGGUGCCUGAGGACUGUGGUGUUUGUACUAAUUGCUUAGACAAACCCAAGUUUGGUGGCCGCAAUAUCAAGAAGCAGUGCUGCAAGAUGAGGAAAUGUCAGAAUCUACAAUGGAUGCCUUCCAAAGCCUACCUUCAGAAGCAAGCAAAAGCUGUGAAAAAGAAAGAGAAGAAGUCAAAGACCACUGAAAAGAAAGAGAGCAAAGAGAGCAGCAGUGUAGUGAAGAAUGUAGCGGAAUCUAGUCAGAAACCUACCCCCGCUGCCAGAGAGGAUCCUGCCCCAAAGAAAAGCAAUAGCGACCCUCCCCCGAGAAAGGUUGUGGAGGAAAAGAGUGAUGACAACACCGUGUCGGCCCCAGCACCAGAAGCCAAACAGGCAACCACUCCUGCUUCCAGGAAGUCAAGUAAGCAGGUGUCACAGCCCGCAUCAGCUCCCCCCGCCCAGCUGCCCAGCACAGCGCCCCCCAGGAAAGAGGCUCCGAAGCCAGCUCCCAGUGAGCCCAAGAAGAAGCAGCCGCCACCGCCUGACCCAGGUCCAGAGCAAAGCAAGCAGAAAAAAGUGGCUCCCCGCCCAAGCAUCCCUGUAAAACAAAAACCAAAAGAAAAGGAAAAACCAUCUCCAGUUAGUAAGCAGGAGAAUGCAGGUACUCUGAACAUCCUCAGUCCUCUCACUAAUGGCAAUAGUUCUAAGCAGAAAAUCCAAGCAGAUGGUGUCCAUAGGAUCCGGGUGGACUUUAAGGAGGAUUGUGAAGCAGACAACGUGUGGGAAAUGGGAGGCUUAGGAAUUCUGACUUCUAUUCCUAUCACGCCCAGGGUGGUUUGCUUUCUCUGUGCCAGUAGUGGGCAUGUGGAGUUUGUCUAUUGCCAAGUCUGUUGUGAGCCCUUCCACAAGUUUUGUUUGGAGGAGAACGAGCGCCCUCUGGAGGACCAGCUGGAAAAUUGGUGUUGUCGUCGCUGCAAGUUCUGUCAUGUUUGUGGAAGACAGCACCAGGCUACAAAGCAGCUGCUGGAGUGUAAUAAGUGCCGAAACAGCUAUCACCCUGAGUGCCUGGGUCCAAAUUACCCCACCAAACCUACCAAGAAAAAGAAAGUUUGGAUCUGUACCAAGUGUGUUCGUUGCAAGAGCUGUGGGGCCACAACGCCAGGCAAAGGGUGGGAUGCACAAUGGUCUCAUGACUUCUCCCUGUGCCACGACUGUGCCAAACUCUUUGCAAAAGGAAACUUCUGUCCUCUCUGCGAUAAAUGUUAUGAUGAUGAUGACUAUGAAAGUAAGAUGAUGCAGUGUGGGAAAUGUGAUCGCUGGGUCCAUUCCAAGUGUGAGAAUCUUUCAGAUGAGAUGUAUGAGAUUCUGUCAAACCUGCCAGAAAGUGUAGCCUACACAUGUGUGAACUGCACGGAGAGGCACCCUGCUGAAUGGCGGUUAGCCCUGGAGAAAGAACUCCAGCUUUCCCUGAAGCAGGUGCUGACAGCCCUGCUAAACUCCCGAACCACUAGUCACUUAUUACGCUACCGUCAGGCUGCCAAGCCCCCCGACUUAAAUCCGGAAACAGAGGAGAGUAUCCCUUCCCGAAGCUCCCCGGAAGGCCCCGACCCCCCUGUGCUUACUGAAGUCAGCAAGCAGGAAGACCAGCAGCCUUUAGAUCUGGAAGGAGUUCGGAGGAAGAUGGACCAAGGGAGCUACACCUCUGUGCUGGACUUCAGUGAUGAUAUCGUGAAGAUUAUCCAAGCGGCCAUGAAUUCCGAUGGAGGGCAGCCAGAGAUUAAAAAAGCCAACGGCAUGGUCAAGUCCUUCUUUAUUCGGCAAAUGGAACGUGUUUUUCCAUGGUUCAGUGUCAAAAAGUCCAGAUUUUGGGAGCCAAAUAAAGUAUCAAGCAACAGUGGGAUGUUACCAAACGCAGUGCUUCCGCCUUCACUUGACCAUAAUUAUGCUCAGUGGCAGGAGCGAGAGGAGAACAGCUACACUGAGCAACCUCCCUUAAUGAAGAAAAUCAUUCCAGCUCCCAAAUCGAAAGGGCCUGGAGAACCAGACUCACCUUCUCCUCUUCUUCCGCCUACACCACCCAGUUUGAGUACUGAUAGGAGUCGAGAAGAUAGUCCAGAACUGAACCCACCUCCAGGCAUAGAAGACAACAGACAGUGUGCGCUGUGUUUGAUGUAUGGUGACGACGGUGCCAAUGAUGCUGGUCGUUUGCUAUACAUUGGCCAAAAUGAGUGGACACAUGUAAAUUGUGCUUUGUGGUCAGCAGAAGUGUUUGAAGAUGAUGAUGGAUCAUUAAAGAAUGUGCACAUGGCAGUGAUCAGGGGCAAGCAGCUGAGAUGUGAAUUCUGCCAAAAACCCGGCGCUACUGUGGGUUGCUGCCUCACCUCCUGCACCAGCAACUAUCACUUCAUGUGUUCCCGAGCCAAGAAUUGUGUCUUCCUAGAUGACAAAAAAGUAUAUUGUCAGCGACAUCGGGAUUUGAUCAAAGGCGAGGUGGUUCCUGAGAACGGAUUUGAAGUUUUUCGAAGGGUGUUUGUGGACUUCGAAGGAAUCAGCUUGAGAAGGAAGUUUUUCAGUGGUUUGGAACCAGAAAAUAUCCACAUGAUGAUUGGCUCCAUGACAAUUGACUGCUUAGGAAUCCUCAAUGAUCUCUCUGACUGUGAAGAUAAGCUCUUUCCUAUUGGAUAUCAGUGUUCCAGGGUGUACUGGAGUACCACAGAUGCCCGCAAACGCUGCGUGUACACUUGCAAGAUUGUGGAGUGCCGUCCCCCAGCGCUGGAACCUGAUAUCAACCGUACGGUGGAGCACGACGAGAAUAGGACCAUCGCCCACAGCCCGACAGCCCUGGCUGAAAUAUCCUCUAAAGAAAGUCAGAACACAGCUGAUCUCCUGAGUCUCUCAUCACCAGACCGACCUCAUUCCCAGACCUCUGGCUCCUAUUACUACCACGUCAUCCCAAAAACCUCCAGGAUUCGAACGCCUGGUUACUCUCCAACACAGAGAUCCCCUGGCUGCCGGCCUCUACCUUCUGCAGGAAAUCCUACCCCGACUACUCAUGAAAUCGUCACAGUGGGGGAUCCUUUACUCUCCUCUGGACUUCGAAGCAUCGGCUCCAGGCGUCACAGUACUUCUUCCUUGUCACCCCAGCGGUCUAAACUCCGAAUAAUGUCCCCAAUGAGAACAGGGAUUUCUCACGCAAGGGACUGUGUUUCCUCCGUCGGAACCAUUGCAGAUCUCGAGUCAAGUGCCAAAGCCACCGAGCAGGCUGUAGGGCCGCUGAAUUCAAGCACCAGCUUAGGGCAGAGCAUUCCCACCUUUUCUAGUCUGCAGAGGACAGCGGGAACUGUGGGCACCAAGGUUAGUCACUUGGAUGGGUCUUCAGCAUCAGAUCUGAAGCAUUCCAGUGCUUCUGACUCUGCAUCCAAGAGCUCCUCUUUGAAAGGAGAGAAGACAAAAAUUCCGGGUUCCAAGAAUUUAGAAGGAGCUACUCAUGGCCUGGUCUACUCUGGCAUUCCAAGACUGGCCCCACACAACUCCACAGUCGGAGAAGUAAAUGCCAGCAAGAUGGGCACUUUCCCUGAACUCUCUUCAGCAUCAUUUGCAUCGAAAGAGGCACUCUCCUUCCCACCGCUUCACUUGAGAGGGCAAAAGAAUGACCGAGAGUCACAGCCAGAUCCAAAUCAACCCACAAAAAUCCUUCCCGACGAAGAGAGUGAAGUAAAAGCCUUUAAGCUGCCCACUACGAGCAGUCGACCGUCCAUCAUAAAUGAACAUGGGGGUUCCAAUUCCAGAGAUAGGAGGCUAAAGGGAAAGAAGGGCUGUAAGGAGAUCUUUAAAGAGAAGCAUUCCAUGCAGGCUUUUCUAGAACCCGGUCAGGUGACAGCCAACGAAGAAGGAAAUCUCAAGCCGGAGUUUGCCAAUGAGGUUUUGGCUCCCGAGUUCAUGGGGCCCCGGCCAUGUAAUAAUGUUUCCUCUGAUAAGCUUGGGGACAAAGUCCUUUCUCAUCCCGGAGUCCCCAAAGGUCUGUCCAUGCAAGCAGAAGGACUGGCGAAGGAAUCACCGGCGUCUCGGAAGCGGACUGUCAAGGUCACACUGACACCUCUGAAAAUGGAAAGCGAGAAUCAGUCCAAGAAUGCUUUUAAAGAAGGCAGCCCUGAUUCCCCUUUGCAGAUGGAGUCAGUGUCCCCACCUGAUGCAGUCACAGCCUCUGAGAGCCCAAGAGAUGGGCCUGUGGCCCAGCCCAGCCCCAACAACAGCUCUCCGCAGGAUUCUCAGAGUAACAACUAUCAGAGUCUGCCCGGGCAGGACCGAGGCCUGCUGCUGCCUGACGGCCCAAAGGCACAGGAGGACGGAGCCUUCAAGAGACGCUACCCACGCCGCAGCGCCCGGGCCCGCUCCAACAUGUUCUUCGGGCUCACACCACUCUACGGAGUCCGGUCCUACGGGGAAGAAGACAUUCCCUUCUACAGCAGCUCCACAGGGAAGAAGCGGGGCAAGCGGUCUGCUGAAGGCCAAGUGGAUGGCGCUGAUGACUUGAGUACAUCGGACGAAGACGACUUAUACUAUUACAAUUUCACCAGGACCGUCAUUGCUGCAGGAACAGAGGACCGGCUGGCUUCACACAGCCUGUUCCGGGAGGAAGAACAGUGCGACCUGCCCAAGAUCUCCCAGUUGGACGGGGUAGAUGAUGGAACCGAGAGCGACACAAGCAUCACGGCCACCACAAGGAAAAGCAACCAGGUUCCAAAGCGAAAUGGGAAAGAGAAUGGGACAGAGAGCUUGAAGAUGGAGAGGCCUGAGGAGGUGGGUGAGAAGGAGCAUGCCAUCAAGGUUGCUGUGGGCCACAAAACUGAGCCCAAGAUGGACAACUGCCAUUCGGCCAGUAGGGUAAAGGCCCAGGGCCAGGACGCCCUGGAAGCGCAGCUCAGUUCGUUGGAGUCCAGCCGCCGAGUCCACACGAGCACCCCCGCUGACAAAGCCCUCUUGGACACUUAUAACACCGAGCUCUUGAAAUCCGACUCUGACAACAACAACAGUGACGACUGCGGGAACAUCCUCCCCUCCGACAUCAUGGACUUUGUCCUCAAGAAUACACCGUCCAUGCAGGCUUUGGGAGAGAGCCCCGAGUCUUCCUCUUCGGAACUCCUGAAUCUCGGCGAAGGCCUGGGUCUCGACAGCAACCGGGAAAAGGACAUGGGUCUCUUCGAGGUCUUCUCUCAGCAGCUGCCUCCCGCUGAACCCGUGGACAGCAGCGUCUCCUCGUCCAUCUCGGCUGAGGAGCAGUUUGAGUUACCGCUUGAGCUGCCAUCUGAUCUUUCUGUUCUGACCACCCGGAGCCCCACUGUCCCAAGCCAGAACCCCAACCGACUAGCCGUCAUCACAGACUCGGGUGAUAAGCGAGUCGCCAUGCCGGAGAAGACGGUCACCUCUUCGGAAGGAGACUCGGCGCUGCUGAGCCCGGGAGUGGACCCAGGCCCCGAAGGCCACAUGACUCCGGACCAUUUUAUUCCAGGACACAUGGACACAGACCACAUCGCCAGCCCCUCUUGUGGGUCAGUGGAGCCAGGCCACGGCACCAAUCAGGAUUUAACACGGAACAGUAGCACGCCGGGCCUGCAGGUACCUGUUUCUCCUUCUGUUCCCAUUCAGAACCAGAAAUAUGUGCCCAAUUCUACUGAUAGCCCUGGCCCGUCUCAGAUUUCAAACGCAGCCGUCCAGACCACUCCACCCCACCUGAAGACCGCCACAGAGAAGCUCAUUGUGGUCAACCAGAAUAUGCAGCCACUUUAUGUCCUCCAAACGCUUCCGAACGGAGUCACCCAAAAAAUACAGUUGACCUCUUCUGUGAGCUCUGCACCCACUGUGAUGGAGACCAGUCCUUCCGUCCUAGGGCCCAUGGGCAGUGGGCUCGCCCUUACCACAGGACUCACCGCAAGCUUGCCGGCCUCUCAGUCUCUGUUCCCCCCAGCCAGCAAAGGACUGCUCCCCAUGCCGCAUCACCAGCACUUACACUCCUUCCCUGCAUCUACUCAAAGUAGCUUCCCGCCCACCAUCAGCAGCCCACCCUCAGGUCUGCUGAUCGGGGUGCAGCCUCCUCCAGACCCCCAGCUCUUGGUUUCAGAAGCCAGCCAGAGGACAGACCUCAGUACCACGGUAGCCACUCCAUCCUCUGGACUCAAGAAAAGACCUAUAUCGCGCCUGCAGACCCGGAAGAAUAAAAAACUUGCUCCCUCUAGUACCCCGCCCAGUAUUGCCCCGUCCGAGGUGGUUCCCAACAUGACACUUAUCAACUUCACCCCCUCCCAGCUCUCAAAUCACCCCAGUCUCUUAGAUUUGGGCUCACUUAAUGCUUCUUCUCACCGAACCGUCCCCAACAUCAUCAAAAGGUCUAAAUCUGGCGUCAUGUACUUUGAACAGGCACCCCUGUUGCCCCAGAGCGUGGGAGGAGCCCCAGCCCCAGCAGCUGGCACGUCCACCAUAAGCUCAGAGACCAGCCACCUCACGUCGGGGUCUGGCUCUAGCUUGGCCUCUGGUUCCUCCGUCCUGAAUGUCGUGUCCAUGCAAACUACAACCACCCCGACAAGUAGCACAUCAGUUCCCAGCCACGCCUCCUUAGCCAACCCCAGGAUGCUGGGCAGCCCUGACAUUGGUUCCAUCAGCAAUCUCUUAAUAAAAGCCAGCCAGCAGAGCCUGGGCAUGCAGGAGCAGCCCGUGGCUUUGCCACCAAGUUCAGGAAUAUUCCCCCAGCUGGGCACAGCUCAAACUCCUCCGAAUGCUGCCAUGACUGCCGCCCCAAGCAUCUGUGUGCUCCCCUCCACCCAGCCGCCAGGUCUGACUGCUGCGUCCCCUCCGGCAGACACAGAGGAGCACUAUUCACUGCGGCAUGGCACCCAGCUCCUGGCCAGCAAGACUGGGCUGCUGUCCUCCCAGCGGGACCACGAGUCGGCACCCGGGACCCAUGGAACCAGCUUCUCCCCACCCGGAGAAGCUCCUAACAGUCUGGGGCUCGAACAGAGCAAGGCACCCCUUUCAACUAUGCACACCAGCUUAGCCUCUCCCGGGGGCUCACCGCCCUCCUCUGGGCAGCCGUCAGCUUCAGCAAGCCCCUCAGGGCCAGGUCCCACUAAACCCAAACCAAAAAACAAACGGAUUCAGCAGCCUUUGGAACGAGGGAAUGGCAAGAAGCACAGAGUUUCCCAUGCGCGACCCAGCUCUACUGAAGCACACAUUCCAGACCAGGACUCGGGGCCCAUGGCUGAGACCUCAGGCCCAGGGACUCCAGGGCCAGAAACAGAGCAGCAACAGCAGGAUCCAGCGGGCACGGAGCAGGCAUCCCCAAUGGCCAGUGGGCAGCCUGCAGGGCAAGCAGCUGUUCUUCCUGAGAGUCAGGCCACACAGAAUCCACCAAGUGAGCCAGAAAGUGCAGAACCUAAACCUGUGGAGGAAGAAGAAAGUCAGUUUAGCUCUCCUUUGAUGCUUUGGCUCCAGCAAGAGCAGAAGCGGAAGGAAAGCAUCGCAGAGAAAAAGCCCAAGAAAGGGCUCGUGUUUGAAAUUUCAAGUGAUGAUGGUUUUCAGAUUUGUGCAGAAAGUAUCGAAGAUGCCUGGAAGUCACUCACAGAUAAAGUCCAGGAAGCUCGGUCCAAUGCCCGCCUGAAGCAGCUUUCCUUUGCAGGUGUGAAUGGUUUGAGGAUGUUGGGGAUUCUCCACGAUGCUGUUGUGUUCCUGGUUGAGCAGCUCUCUGGUGCCAAGCACUGUAGGAAUUACAAAUUCCGCUUCCACAAACCGGAGGAGGCCAAUGAACCCCCCCUCAACCCUCACGGCUCAGCCAGGGCCGAAGUCCACCUGAGGCAAUCAGCAUUUGAUAUGUUUAACUUCCUGGCUUCUAAACACCGGCAGCCCCCUGAGUACAACCCCAAUGAUGAGGAGGAAGAGGAGGUUCAGUUGAAGUCAGCUCGGAGGGCUACCAGUAUGGAUCUGCCAAUGCCUAUGCGUUUCCGGCACUUGAAAAAGACUUCUAAAGAGGCAGUCGGUGUGUACAGGUCUCCCAUCCAUGGCCGGGGACUGUUCUGUAAAAGGAACAUUGAUGCCGGUGAGAUGGUGAUCGAAUAUGCCGGCAAUGUCAUCCGGUCCAUCCAGACUGACAAGCGAGAGAAGUAUUACGACAGUAAGGGCAUUGGCUGCUACAUGUUUCGGAUCGAUGACUCGGAGGUCGUGGAUGCCACCAUGCAUGGGAAUGCUGCGCGCUUCAUCAAUCACUCCUGUGAGCCCAACUGCUACUCUCGAGUCAUUAACAUCGAUGGGCAAAAGCACAUCGUCAUCUUUGCCAUGCGCAAGAUCUACCGUGGGGAGGAACUCACUUAUGACUACAAGUUCCCCAUCGAGGAUGCCAGCAACAAGCUGCCCUGCAACUGCGGCGCCAAGAAAUGCCGGAAGUUCCUAAACUAAAGCUGCUCUUUUUUCCCCGGUGGUUUAGUCCUCGGACCCGGAGCCACCCAGCGCAACACUGAAGGCCUUUGCCAGGAGCUGGGAGCUCCAGGACAUCUGGUGGGGACAGUGGAAGGGCCUCCUGCCCGCUGUGCUCCCUCACGUCCCUUCCUGACAUCGGACAUGUGGUCACCAUCCUGGAGAGAGAGAGAGAGACGAGUCUUGAAGAGAAGAUUCAGGACAGCUUUCCACUAGGGCCCCUUGAUGGAAGGCCAUUGAUUCUUGGUGGGAAGCCUCGUGAGGGGUGGUUAUCCUGGGAGAGGAAGUCUCCUCACCUGGGCCCUCCCCCCAGCACUGUAUGUGAGGGGUCCAGCAAAGCCCCAAGCACAGGGCUGGCGGGACCCAGCCUGCAGGCAUCUGUUGAGCAAAGAGACCAGGUCUGGGGGAUGGGGGUCCCCUAGUAUUCUCCCACUUGAGAGCUCACUUUUGGUGGGAGACAGACUUCUUAGCACCUUUGGUGUCAACAGGCUGUCUUGGGGUUGUGCCAAUGAAUUACCAAACAUUGAGCCUGUGGGCGUGUUACCCCCAUGAGCCUUAUCUCAGCCACUUUCCCUCGUGACCGUAGGAGCCGCUUCCUCUCAUUCCUUCUCUUCACUCCACUUCCUUGUCUCCCCGCCCUCCAUCACCCUGCUUUCCCAUUCCUUCUGGUUGGUAGGGGAGAGGGACCUCCUGUCAGGAGUGGCACCCACACCUCUCAAACGUGCCCUCAGCCUCUGAGCACCCCCGCGGGGAAGUGGACAGGACCUACUGGCCAUAACCAGACAAUUUGGAGACGUUUUCCAUUAUGCUCCACGAGCGUUACAAAAAAUAGAUGUAGCAUGAUUUUUUUUUUGUAGAUGAAGUAAAAAAGAUUAUUUAAGUAGUAUUUGAAUCAUGCCACAGCCAGAGUAUCCCCACAGGAUGUUCCCUGACACCCCCCCCCACUUCCCCAGAUUUCCCCAGACCCCAGUCCUGGGACAGGGUAACUUUCUCUCUCCCCACCCACGUCCCCACCCAGUAAGACAUAGGAAGGCGUACUUUUAAGUGGUGGUGCCCAGUGGAAGGCAGAACACUAAUCAGAUUUCAAGGCCCGAAACUUAGGGGACCCAAGCACCCCAUGUGGAGGAGCUUGCCACAGUCCACAGAUGAAGGACAUCACGUGACGCCACUGCCCGAUCGAUGGCUCCUUGGGAUGUGGCCGAGACAGCGUCGACCGUUCCUUCUCUUCCUUCCCACAAGACCCGAACCUGUUAAAUUAAGUCAUCGGAUCUUACUCUGUUCUGUUUACAGUUUACUAUUUAAGGUUUUAUAAAUGUAAAUAUAUUUUGUAUAUUUUUCUAUGAGAAGCACUUCAUAGGGAGAAGCACUUAUGACGAGGCUAUUUUUUAAAACCGCGGUAUUAUCCUAAUUUAAAAGAAGAUCGGUUUUUAAUAAUUUUUUAUUUUCAUAGGAUGAAGUUAGAGACAAUAUUCAGCCGUACACACAGUCUGGUUUUUUCCUGCCCAGCUUCCCCCGGAAGGUGUGCUUGUUUGAUGUGUCACUGUGUGUGCUCUGUUGACAUACACGUCUCCUGGGUUUGCUCUCUUACAAUACACAGGGAAGGAUGGUCCCCGCCCCAUGGGCCUGCCCUCCUUCCCGUCCUGAAGCUCCUCCAAGGCUGGCUAGGAUCUUGCCACAGCAGUUUUCUCUCCUCUCCUCCUCCAUCUCUCUCUUCUUCCCUUCCUCCUUCCAAGUUAGCAGCCAAGUUCACUGGCAACCUUGACAUUGUCCAUCACCAUCUGCCUCAUAGGUCACCUCGUUCGCGGUCCCCUCUGUCCACCACGUCCUCGGACCCCAUCCCAGCCCUGGUUGGGGGCAGCCCGUUGAAACUGAAGCACAGUCUGACCACUCACGAUCAAGCAGGUGUCUCUGACCCGAGAUGGUUCGCUCACUGGGCCACUCGGAGCUGGGUCGUCCUGGUGGGGCCAGGGUAGCCCCUUCCCUUCCUCGGAGGUCAGUGAAGCAAUACGACUCCGCCCAGCCCGGCUCUGCCGUGCCUUCCAUCCUUGACUCCCUGUGCUUCCGUCACCUUCUGAACUUUGGUGGCUCUGCUGGCACAUUGUCACUGUUCCCACUGUCCUACAGGGAGCCCAGCACUGUGGCCAGGACGGCAGAGAUUUCCUUGUCCUCGUGGAGAAGUGCCAGCAGGGGACGGGAAAGCGCUCUACCCAGACCUCACCUCCCUUCCUCCUCGCCCGUGAACAAGACACAAUGGCCCCAAGGCCCCACUCGUGUCUGGUUUCCUUGAUUAUUGCACUGUGUGAGGUUUUUGGUUUUCUUGUUUUUUGUUGGUUUUGUUUUUUUUUUUGGUAAAUCCUUUAUUUUUCUUUUUUCUUUUUUUUUUAAGAAAGAACCUUAAGCUGCAUUUGUUACUGAGAUGAUUAAUGCACUGAUGGGUCAUGAAAUCACCUCAAGAACGACCCAAAGGCCAGUCGGGGGUUGGGGGGGGAAACUCAGCUAAAUAGACCUAGUUACUGCCCUGCUAGGCCAUGCUGUACUGUGAGCCCCCUCCUCUUUCUCCCCUAAACCCAGACCCUCAGGCUGGGGAGGAGCCACAGAGGCCUUCUCCCGCCAGCCACAGAUGCCUUCGAGCUCCCCGGCAGCCACAGAAGUGACCCCAGCAUCCUCGUCUAGCUCCGCCUUGAGUCCAUUGCCAAAAUCACAUCUGCCAGCACCCGGGGCCUCCGCCAAGGGGUCCCUUACCAGAGGGAAGGCAAAAGCCAAAGUGGCAUAGCUUUCUGUCCCCGAAACAGCCAGCUCCGCGGCGUGGACAGUAACCAAGGCACUCUCCGCACAAAAGUGCAGACUGAGGAACUGUCGUGGGUCAUUCCCCAGGACCCCACGAGGUAUCCCCAAACUCUUCAGGAGUCACAGCUGCAAACCUGGCCGAUUCCCAGUGUGGGCCAGCUCCCUUAGAGCUUUGCUGCUAGACCUGUUGUGGCUGCAUUUCCUGGUAGCCAGUGCCAACUGCGUGACCAGGAUGGCUGCAUGGCGCUGACCCUUUGGCCGGAACUUGAUCCCCUGGUCCCCCUGUGUUACAGUUCACCACCUCCAGCCAGCCCCUCUGGUUUCCAGGCCAAUAACAAUGAAGGGGGAGCUCCGGCAGCUAUCUCUACAUUUUCAACCAGAUCCUUUGUUGGGCUUCAGCCCACCCGCCCUCCUUACCCCUUGUCACUCCCCGGCCAGCGCAGUGGGCACCAUGCAGCUCCCUUGAUUUAAAAAAAAAAAAUACAACAAAACACAAUCUUUUAAUGAAUGUAUCUUUCUAAAGGACUGACUUCAAUCAAAUAUCUGAAAAUACUAAGGUCAAAACCUUGUCAGAUGUUAACUCUUUUAAGUUCGAUUUGGGAUUCUUUUCUAAUAGAGAUCAAGUUUGCAGGUUUUUUUUGUUGUUUUUGUUGUUCUUAAGGAAAAGCGGGUUCAUGCAAAGGGCUGGGUGUAAUUUUAUGUUUGAUUUUCUUCAGUUUUAAAGCAAUACAAGGUUAUUGAGCAGAUGGUUUUGUGCCGAAUCAUGAAUACAAAUACUAGUUAAGUCUCACACUCUGAAAACUUGCAACUUUUUUGUUUUGGUUUUCAAAUAAAUAUAAAUAUGAUAUAUAUAGGAACUAAUAUAGUAAUGCACCAUGUAACAAAGCCUAGUUCAGUCCAUGGCUUUUAAUUCUCUUAACACUAUAGAUAAGGAUUGUGUUACAGUUGCUAGUAGUGGCAGAAAAAUAUCAGUCUGGCUGACUCUGGUCCCCAAACAGGAAACUGGACCUGAUCGGGAAUCAGCAGCACAUUCCCAGGACCAGAGCGAAAUGCAGAAAUGGGGUCACCUGGAUUUUUUUCUGCCCGUGAAUGUUGCCAGUCAGUACCUGUACUCCUUGUUUCUCUAUUUUUGGUUAUGAAUGUUGGGGUUACCACCUGCAUUUAGGGGAAAAUUGUGUUCUGUGCUUUCCUGGUAUCUUGUUCCGAGGUACUCUAGUUCUGUCUUUCAACCAAGAAAAUAGACUUGUGGUGUUUCUUUUAUUGAACUUUUACAGUCUCUUUAGCAAAUACAGGUAGUUGAAUAAUUGUUUCAAAAGCUCAACAGAUGACAAGCUUCUUUUCUAGAAAUAAGGCAUUUCUUGACAACUUUAUCAUGUAUAACAGAUCUUUUCAGUUUUUGUUUUUGUUUUUUUUUUCCUUGUGUUCUUCCAAGCUUCUGGUUAGAGAAAAAGAGAAAAAAAAGGAAAAAAAAAAUGUGUCUAAAGUCCAUCAGUGUUAACUCCCUGUGACAGGGACGAAGGAAAAUACUUUAAUAUUCAAAAAUAAUAAUGCUGAAAGCUCUCUACGAAAGACUGAAUGUAAAAGUACAAAGUGUACAUAGUUGUAAAAACAAAGGAGUUUUUAAACAUGUUUAUUUUCUAUGCACUUUUUUUUAUUUAAGUGAUAGUUUAAUUAAUAAACAUGUCCAGUUUAUUGCUGCA
Messenger RNA from Suncus etruscus (white-toothed pygmy shrew), 16502 nucleotides. RefSeq names its product lysine methyltransferase 2A (gene KMT2A). Lineage: Eukaryota; Metazoa; Chordata; Mammalia; Eulipotyphla; Soricidae. Gene Ontology annotation, biological process: positive regulation of DNA-templated transcription. Gene Ontology annotation, molecular function: DNA binding; zinc ion binding; protein binding. The transcript is spliced from 36 exons. The record is from RefSeq and is a predicted model, not a curated record. Bases 1 to 11997 code for a protein of 3998 amino acids. Gene Ontology annotation, cellular component: histone methyltransferase complex; nucleus.